CUCAGCUGUAACCCUUGCAGCACCUGCACUGCUGGAGACUCUUCUGAUGCUGGUCAGCAUGGGCGUGCUGGGGGACUGACUGAGAUGGUGGCGCUCUUUGCCUGGGUGCCUGAGAUUAUAAGCUCUAUUCGACAAGCUGGAAAAAUUGCUCGUCAGGAAGAGUUUCAGAAUAAUCUCUCAGAUGUUGAAGAUCCUUUUGCCAAGAAGUUUGAGGUGCUGUUCUGUGGACGGGUGACAGUAGCACAUAAAAACGCACCUCCAGCACUCAUAGAUGAAUGCAUUGAGAAAUUCAAUCGUGCAAGUUGUACAAAAAAAUCAGAUUUCAAUUCAUCAUCCCAACAACAUGAAACUGCCAAUAACUUUGGAGGCUUCUCUCUCAGCAACAAAUUUCGGUCUGUCUUCCAGCCCUUGGUCAGUGAAGAGGAGGAGAAAAGGCCAAUUAGGAAAUCCUUUUCUCAGCCUGGGCUUCGUUCCUUUGCUUUUAAGAAGGAUUUGCAAGAGGGAAGCCAAAGGAGUAACAGCUUUGUCAGAUCUUUUGAAGAAGAUGCAAUUUCACUGAACCUAAAAAGUCAACUUGUCUAUGGACACAGUGUUGUGCAGCCAACAGACAUUGCAGAAAACCGGACGAUGUUGUUUACGAUUGGCCAGUCUGAAGUUUACCUUAUCAGUCCUGACACAAAAAAAGUAGCAAUUGAAAAAAGCUUUAAAGAAAUAUCCUUUUGUUCUCAGGGAAUUAGACAUGUGGAUCACUUUGGGUUCAUCUGCAGAGAGUCUUCAGAAAAUGGAGGCUUCCACUUUGUUUGCUACGUGUUUCAGUGUACAGAUGAAGCACUGGUUGAUGAAAUCAUGAUGACAUUGAAACAGGCUUUCACCGCAGCUGCUGUGCAACAAACUUCCAGGGCACAACCCCAGCUCUGUGAAGGAUGUCCUAUGCAAAGCUUGCAUAAACUCUGUGAAAAGAUAGAAGGGUUACACCCUUCUAAGACUAAACUAGAACUACAAAAGCAUCUAACAACACUAAAUAACCAGGAGCAGGCCUCUGUUUUUGAAGAGGUUAAGAAAUUAAGACCAAGAAAUGAUCAAAAAGAGAAUGAGUUGGUUAUCUCUGUUUUGAGAACCAUGUAUGAAGAAAAACAGAAGGACCAUGUUCAUGUUGGAGAAGCAAAACAGACUUCACAGCCCUCUGCUGAGAAUGCUGUAAAUGAGGUGCCCAGCAGUGCUCCAAGAUUCAGAUUAGAUAUGUUAAAGAACAAAGCAAAAAGAUCUCUGACAGAAUCAUUUGAAAGUAUUUUAUCACGUGGCAGUAAAGCCAGAGGUCCGCUGGACAGUUCUGGUGCUGUGGAUUUGGACAGUUCCAUGUCCAGUACCUUAAGCAGCACAAGUAAAGAACCACCACUGUGUGAAAAGCAGAAAGACAGACUUCCUACGCUUCCUACAGAAAACGCUGUCAAGACCAGUGGAUCAGUGGGUGAUCUCUCCAGCGACGCAGAUGAUUCUCCUAUUGAGCAGUCUGUUAUGUUACCUCAGCAAAGCUUUCGGAGGCGAGCAAACACACUGAGUCAUUUGCCAACAGAAAGCCAGGAAUCUCUGGGACCUGUUGAAACAUCACCGUCUGUUCCGCAGAGGAAACUUAUGAGGUAUCACUCAGUGAGCACAGAGACUCCUCACAAAAGAAAUUCUUCUGGUCAACUUGCACGUUCUCCUACUCUAGCUCGUCUUAAUCCCUCGGCCUCUUCACCCAACUUUUUUAAAUAUCUGAGGCAUAAUUCAAGUGGAGAACCAAGUGGGCAUUUUGCACAAAAGAGCAUCUCCUACCGUACUGCCUUAAGGAAAAAGCUUCAUUCUUCCUCUUCUGUGCCAAAUUUCUUAAAAUUUCUGGCUCCUGUAGAUGAAAAUAACACCUCUGACUUUAGGAGCACAAGCGACUAUGAAUCCAAACACAGCCCGCAGGCCAUUGGUGCAGACAGCCCUGUAAAGACUCGGCGGCAUUCAUGGAGGCAACAGAUAUUCCUGCGAGUGGCAACCCCUCAGAAAGCGUGUGAUUCUCCCAGCCGAUAUGAUGAUUACUCCGAAUUGGGAGAACUUCCACCGAGAUCCCCAUUGGAGCCAGUGUGUGAAGAUGGCCCCUUUGGGCCAGUGAAAGAAGAAAGGAAACGGACAUCCCAUGAGCUUCGCGAGUUGUGGAAGAAAGCCAUUAUUCAGCAGAUACUGCUCCUCAGAAUGGAGAAAGAAAACCAGAAGUUACAAG
Messenger RNA from Balearica regulorum gibbericeps (East African grey crowned-crane), 2248 nucleotides. The record is from RefSeq and is a predicted model, not a curated record. NCBI's taxonomy places the organism in Eukaryota, Metazoa, Chordata, Aves, Gruiformes, Gruidae.